UUCUCUGUCCCUCUGUUGUCCGUGGCCGCCAUCUUGAAUUUUAAUGUUAAUUUCUUUUAAAAAAUGUGUUUCCUGUGUUAUUUUCUUUUAGGGUAUCGUGCUACAUUUGGAUUAGUUUAAAGAAGAGCUGUUUUGUUACGCGACGGUUUAGCGUUUUAAGAUUGUUUCAAAGUCUUGUCCCCAGUCUUCCCCACUCAAGAGUGUUGCUUCAUCUCAGAGACUAAAUGCAACUGGACCAGGGGUCUUGUGGGCAUGAAGUGGCUGGGCGAAUCCAAGAACAUGGUAUUAAAUGGCAGACGACAUGGAAACAAGUUGACUGGCGAGCAGACUGUGAGCCCGAGCCAGACUCGCUCUCAGCAUCCACAACGUGCAUCUCUGCGCCACAGCAAGAGCCACACCAGAAACCGAAGAUGUAGCCGCAGAUUUAAUGCAGCCAGUCUGGAGGCAGAAAGGCGCUAUGUACCCUCCUCUGGAAUGACUGCCAAGGAGUUGUGUGAGAAUGACGAUCUAACCACGAGCCUCAUACUGGAUCCAUAUCUGGGCUUUCAGACACACAAAAUGAACACCAGAUUUCGACCUAUUAAGGGAAGGCAAGAAGAGCUGAAAGAGAUAAUUGAGCGCUUCAAGAAACACGACAACUUGGAAAAAGCUUUCAAAGCUUUGACAUCAGGAGACUGGGCUCGAAAUAUAUUUCUCCACAAGACGAAGGCUCAAGAAAAGCUCUUCAAGCAGCAUGUGUUUGUUUAUCUGCGCAUGUUUGCUACAGACAGUGGGUUUGAGAUUCUCCCUUGUAACCGUUACUCAUCUGAGCAAAAUGGAGCUAAAAUUGUGGCAACAAAGGAAUGGAAAAGAAACGAUAAGAUUGAGUACUUGGUUGGGUGCAUUGCUGAGCUCUCAGAGAGCGAGGAGAACUUACUGCUGCGGCAUGGAGAGAAUGACUUCAGUGUCAUGUAUUCGACCCGCAAGAACUGUGCGCAGCUGUGGCUUGGACCAGCUGCAUUCAUCAAUCAUGAUUGUCGGCCAAACUGCAAGUUUGUGUCAACAGGUCGGGACACAGCUUGUGUGAAAGUUUUAAGGGACAUUGAGCCAGGAGAAGAAAUCUCGUGCUACUAUGGAGAUGGUUUUUUUGGGGAAAACAAUGAAUUUUGUGAAUGCUAUACGUGUGAAAGACGAGGUACUGGUGCUUUCAAAUCCAAAGCUGGACUGCCAGUGGAAGUACCGGUGAUCAACAGCAAGUAUGGAUUGCGUGAGACAGACAAGCGCCUCAACAGGCUGAAGAAGCUAGGGGAGGGAAAUAGGACCUCAGACAGUCACUCUGUAGGCUCGCACACCGAUGUAGACUCUCAGGAAAUGCCAAAAACACAUCAAUCUGCCAGAAAAAGAACAUCAUCAUCGUCAUCAUCAUCUGGCCUGAAGUAUAAAAACAGGACUCAAACCAGACAGACUUUGUCAAGAGCCCUUACUACCUCAUGUUCAAAACAAGGUCGCGCAAACAAUAACAGGGUACCAAAGAGACUAAGAUCCCAAUCUAAGCCUUCGCUAAGUAAAGUCCAGUUGCGAAGUCGGAAAAGGGGUGCAGAGCCCAAGGCACUGGCCAAACAAGAGACCUGCCAGUUGGGUCUCACGGACUCAAAGAUGUCGCUGUGUAAAGGCGUCACUGUAAAGAAGGAGAAGGAUGGGCAGGAGCUAGUGCAGCAGACACUGGGCCAGCAAGGCUAUCUGACACGUCAUACUGCCAAGGAAAAUGGCCACCUCCCAGCUGUGCAGAGCAGCGAAGGCAGCCAGUGUUCGAUGUACAGAACUCGCAGGUCCACAAGGACCCUUGUAAAGGCUCGGGAAACAGCAUCUGGUGUUAAGCUAGAGCCCAGCGCCAUGGAUGGUUUGAGUCCAGUCCCUGGUGGGGUGGUCAUCAAAACAGAGCCAGCUGACAUGGAGGAGUACCUCCACCACGGAGUUGAGCUAGAACAUCCAUCAUUAGAUGCUGGCUAUGCCAGAAGACGCUCAAGCACCAGGCAGAAACGGCCAGCACGGAUCAGGGCCGAGCGGACAAUUAAAUGCGAAGACACAUAUGGGGAGUCCUUCAUGCAAGUGGUUGGCAGCCAUGCUGCAGAGUUCUCAGAUUGUGGAAAUAUGCUUUUGAGCUUUGCUGACCAACAUAGAGACUACAAUUGCGUCACCCAUGGCAGCAAAUCUUUCCACCGGGACAAGGGAAAGGGUAGUUGCCGGUCUCAGGACAAGGGGAAGAAGAAGCGUCGGAUCACAAGAUACGAUGCUCAGUUGAUCCUAGAGAAUAACACAGGCAUCCCCAAACUGACGCUCCGCCGGCGGAGGGAUAGCAGCAGUAGCAAGACCACUGACCCCAACGAUCCUGUUGGCUCCUCCCAUCUUUCGGCAUCUACGGUCAAUUCACCUUCUUCGAGCAAAAUUAGCAUAAAGUUCAGCAAGGAUCAUGACAAGGAUAAAGGCAGCUCCUACAUCGCCAAACUGAAUAACGGUUUUGCCCCUGUGGUCCACAGCAAUUCCACCAAGCUGAACAUCCAGUUGAAGCGGGAGGAUGAUGCACGAAGACUAUCACAGACAAAGGUGGACCAGAUUUCCUUUAAUGGAGACAUGAGUCAAGGUCUAGAGACCAGGAAUGGUGGACAUCUGACCCAAAAGGUCCUGGCAGACCCUUCGUCUGAUGAUGAGGACAAGGAAGUGGAGGAUGACGAUGACUACUUUGAUAAUGAGUUUGAAGACGAUUUCAUUCCACUUCCUCCAGCAAAGCGGCUCCGACUCAUUGUGGGUAAAGACUCCAUAGACAUUGAUAUCUCCUCCAGGAGGAGAGAGGAUCAGUCUCUGAGGCUCAAUGCAUAAGCGGUGGACUUUUCCCUGUAAAUAUAGACGACCUGCUAAUCAACUGUUGUGUUGAUGUAAAAGAAGUACAGUAAUUUAAAAAGAGAGAGAGAGAGAAAUUGAACAUUAUUAGAGGGUGCUGUUAACUUGAAACAAAUUUGUUGUUCACUCUGUCACUUUAUUUCAUAUAAAGACCAACCACCCAAAAUAUUGAUUAAUGGAAAUUUUACAAGUCCAUCCCGUGAUAGGAAUCUUUCUCAUUUUUGGGAAUGAUCUAGCUGGCUCCUAAGUGAAAACAGAAUUUGUUUUAAGCUAAACUAUUCCUUUAAGUAAAUGCACUUGUUUAUUCAUAAUGGACGUGGAUAUUGUAGAAAGUGUACAGUAUGGUGAUUAUUCCUCUCUGUCUCAUAGGCAGGUAUUUUACUGAACUUUUGGUUUUUGUCUCUAGUUGGUAAGUUUCAGUAGGCAAACUGCACUGAAUGAACAGUGUAGAGUGGUUGGUCCAGAGGCAUUGUAACAUCAUCCAGACAGUCCUUUAGGAUGCAGGUGCCAUGUUCUCAUUAUUCCAGUAGUUUUCCUGGGAAAGAAUGUCUUUUUUCAGAGUAUAAUUUAAGUUCAUCAUGUGUAUGUAUGUGUAGAAUUGAAUUAUGAUGUUAAAUUUGGGCUAUCAUGGGCUUACCCACAGGAACAGUUUUUAUAUAUGGUAUAUCAGGUAGGUAGAGCCUGAUCGAUCCUUAUACUAAAUCUUUGCUACCCAAAAAUUCGGUAUUGCAUGCUUAAAUAAAAAUAGCAAGUGAGUUGUAUUGGAAGAGGGACAUGCAUUAGUUUAAAGUGAAAAAUGAAUGAAACGUCAAACGUUCCUCUUGUGGUAAUAUGAUUACAGCUCCAAAAGUUAGUCAAUCUCUGUGGACUCCCAUGAUAAAAAGUGUUACACAGUUGAACAAUUACACAUUUUACAGCAGAGUUUUGGUAGCUACUUUGGGAGGUUAUUACUCCCUUCGUAACAACUGUGUGACUCUAGAUUUUGCUCAAGUCUUUAUCGACUUAAGAUUAUGCAUCACUUUUUGUAUAACUGAUAGUUAGUGCCACACGCUGUCUGCAGGAUGUCACCUCAGGUGAUUGAAGUCACAGAACUGGAUCUCUUGUCUGUGUUUUUUGUUGUCUGUUUUAGUACAAAAUGUUUUUUUGAGUGGUUAUUUUUCUGAGAAGUCUGUUCUCCAGGUUUAGGGUGUCAGAUUCCUGUGUUUUUGUGUUACUCAGUACUAAUUUGCAGGAACAGGUGCGAUUCACCUUUCUACCAAACAAAGCUAGCAUUAGCUGUUAACAUAGCACCCCAGCCACUCAUUGUCAUAUGGUCACUUCAAACAAACCAAAAAAAAAAAGUAAAGCAAGCCAUAAUGCAAAUGCUGAGGCUUUAAAUAAACUUUUAUAUUUUGUCUACAGUAAUUCACAAAGUAGUUAGGAACUUGCAGUGGAGGCACCCCACCAUUUUUCCCCCGCCAUGAUGCUACUUUGCUGCAAGUGAUAUGGACAGCAAGAGGAUCUUUUUUUUUUUUUUUUUUUUUUUUUUUAAAUUAAAAGGUAUUAAUAUUGAGGUUUCUCAAACAAUAUGUGUGGGUCUACAGAUAGAUCUGUGGUAGGCUUAUAUAUUGGUCAGGCUCUGUUAUGUGUUGGAAACAACUGACAGAGUAAACAAGUAAUCCAGCUUUAGCAGCAAGGAACGUGUGUUUUUCAUUGUUCAGACAUUGAGCACAUUUCUUUGUGGUAAAUCCCUGUAGCUUGUUCAGUGAUGUAAAUACACACUUUAAGCAGCAUAAUUUAAAAAACAACAACAUCAAAAACAAUUUUAUAAUCCAGCAUACAUAAAAUUGUAUUCUUCAAAGUUUUUCAUUUCUGGAGCUACUCUGUAAUGGUAACAUGGCACAUGUGGUAGUUCAAGGUCAUUCAGAUCCACUUUUAAAGGCUACCAGUAUAUGCUUUUGAAAUUCGAAAUGUUAAAAGUAAUGUACAGAAUGACUGGCUUCCGUGUCAUCGUUGAAUGAUGUUUUUCUCCACGCUCACUCUUCACUGUGAGAGUUUCUAAAAUCAGAAGUGAUGUCUGUUGACACUAGACUUUGCAGAGGAACCUUUCACUGUUUCAAAUGUUCUUGAACUUUUGAAUCUUGUACUGAGGCUUUCUUUUUUUCUGUUUUUUUCCCAAUAUACAUUCUGUGGUGCUACUUUUAUUUCCUUCCUACCUGUUUGAUUUUCUCUUCCAUGUACGAAUGGCAGCAUUAACCUAGAAUUUAGAAAUACAGUGUAUCACUUAUAUGUUUAGUCACUUGUUGUUUUUUUAGUUUCCUUUACAGGAGCGCAUAUACUUUCCAACAGCAUUAGGUGCCUUAAAGAGCAUUUUGACAAAAUUUCUCACAUAGCUAAUCAUGAAAGAGUAAAUGCUAAGCCAUCUGUUUUUCCCAGAGAAACACUUCAUCAAAAGCCCACCGUCAGUCCUUCUGUAUAUUAUUUUCUUAUUGUGUGGAUGUAAAUGAACAGCCCAAGGGAUCAAGACUGAGACUCAAUGUUAAUCUUAUUUCCUGUGUUUAAUAUGUACUGUUGACAUCACCAGCAGCUAAUCACCAUUUUGACCAUGCUCAGUGUGGCCCCAAUAUCCCCUCCUUUGGACUUGUCCAUCCCACACUGUAAACUCUUCCAGGUGUUACCAUCUGUGUGGUCCUUGUCCAAUAGAAAGCUGUCACAAUAACCAGCUCACUCAAAAAGUAAAAAGAAAAACAUCUAAACAAAUGUGAAUAAUUUGCGGAAAUUUUUAGCGUGUUGCGUGGGUAGUGGGAAUCAUGUAAAGACAAAUAAAAAUGGGCAGUGCAUAUAUUGUCCAAUAUGUAAAUCA
Messenger RNA from Maylandia zebra (zebra mbuna), 5719 nucleotides. RefSeq names its product lysine methyltransferase 5B (gene kmt5b). NCBI's taxonomy places the organism in Eukaryota, Metazoa, Chordata, Actinopteri, Cichliformes, Cichlidae. The record is from RefSeq and is a predicted model, not a curated record. Gene Ontology annotation, cellular component: nucleus. Gene Ontology annotation, molecular function: protein binding; histone H4K20 methyltransferase activity.